CGUACGAAUGAUGAACUGUUAAAUUGGAAAUUCAUCUCAUAAAAAAUAUUCAUGAACAUCGAAAAUAUUUAAACAAUUCAUGUGCGAUUUAUUAACGAUUAAGACGACUGAUCAAUGGCAUGAUAAUAGCUUCGAACGAAUUUAAUAAUAUCCUUGUAAAAAAUUUGUUUGGUCUGAUGAUAAAAAUGUGUGUGAUAUUUUUAAUUAAUCCAACAAAAUAUGUGAAAUGUGCACGCAUUGGAGAUUUAUUACCGGCAGAAAAGGCCAUGGGAAUAAAUUUAAAAUUGCAGAGAAUGUGUAAUUCGUUAACACUUGUGGAUCGGUGUCCCAAUGAAAAUAUAACUUUCUGGUUACACACUAGAGAUUCCAUAGAACCAUAUCAACUCAAGGAAUUAUCCACAAACUCGUUCAAGAAAGCACCAUUUUUCCCAAAAGUCCCAAUUAAAAUUCUCGUUCACGGUUACGCUGGAAAUAAGCAUGGUACUCCUAAUUUGGAGCUUAAACCAGAAUAUCUUAAAAAAGGUUACAAUGUUAUCUCUAUGGAUUAUGGACCAGUAGUUAAACAUCCGUGUAAUUUGCAAUGCGUUAGAAAUUUGGAUGUAGCAGGAAAAUGUUUAGCAAAUUUUAUUAGGACGCUAUUAAGAAAGAAGAUCAAACGAAGAAAAUGUAAAAUUAAAAGAUCCGAUAUACAUCUCCUUGGAUUUGGGAUAGGCGCUCAAGUGGCUGCUAAGGCUGCAGAAUCAAUAAAGAAAACUGUGGGUUCUUUACCUCGUGUAACCGCUUUAGAUCCUGCUCUUCCAUUAUUUUAUGGCGUAAAACCUUCUCUAUCGAAAAAAAUAGCAGAUUUCGUUGACGUUAUUCACACAGCAACUGUGUUGUAUGCUUAUUUAGCGCCUAGCGGACAUAGUGACUAUUUCGUAAAUACGGCUAUUUGCCAAGGAGAAUGUACAGUGACCGUGUCAUGUACACGAGGAAUGUCUGCAGUUUAUUAUGCAGAGUCCAUUAACGGUGAAGGGCAAUUUUGUGGUUUUGACUUGUUUGUAAGUGGAAAUAGGGUAGCCAUGGGCGAAAAAGCAACAAAAAAGUUCGUUUUGUAA
Onthophagus taurus is the source of this 1097-nucleotide messenger RNA. The record is from RefSeq and is a predicted model, not a curated record. Lineage: Eukaryota; Metazoa; Arthropoda; Insecta; Coleoptera; Scarabaeidae.